AAUUAUCGUUAUAUAGGUCGAGUGUCGAACUGUAACAUCACCGGCCUGUGUCCUACAGGUUUGUGAUAAUUAUUCAGGGUAAUAGAACAAUAGAGUUUGCAGUAUUAAAACCGUGAUGAGUGAGCUAGUGUGGGGAAUCAAAAAUGGAGAUUUAGAUCAAGUAAAAGAUAUUAUUGAGAAAAAGCAAAUAGAUGUUAAUAAGGAAAUUGACGGACGGCCGCCUAUUCACUAUGCAGCCGAUUAUGGACAGGGAGAAGUCAUUAGUUACCUAGUUACGAAAGGAGCCGAUGUUAAUGCAAAAGACAAACAUGGAAUUAGUGCUCUUCUUGCAGCAAUUUGGGAGGGACAUACAGACUGUGUCAGAUUACUUUUGGAAAAGGGAGCGUCAAAAGAGGGGACAGCGCCAGAUGGAACAACUUACCUAGCGUCGGCAGAAAAAGAUGAAAUAAAGCAGCUGCUCCAAAAAUGAGCCUGUGGGCAUUUACAAAAUUGAUUUUCUCUGUCUGAAUAAGCUUUUAUCUGAGAUAUGAACAGUAUUUUCCUGAUUCUGUAAGAGAUGUCAUGUUGGCACAGGAGACUUGCAUCUUAAAUAUUUAAGUAACUUUUAUACAGUUAGCAUUUUAAUAUUUGAAAUUUUCAUUGAUAUAGAGGAUGUGUGGAAGUAUUUUUAUACAAAGUCUGUUUCUGUAUAUCCCUACCUCCCCCUGCUCCAUUCAUUUAACAUUAUUUUUGUCAAUGUAUACAGCCAAAAUAUUAUAUCCCAGACUGCUCAAAACAAAUUAAUUUUGUCUGGUCAUAAUGAAGAAAACAUUACUCAAAGACUUAGUUUACAUAUCAUUGUAGUAAAAGCCUGUCUCUUCAUUUUGUUGUUGGAAGGAUAUAAUUUAAAAUUUUGUUGGAGAUGUAUGUUGAUGAACUGUGUCCUUUGCUGCUAUUAGAAGUGCCUUCGUAACAUUAAAUGGUUAUUUAAAGAUAUAUUUUGAUAGGAACGGUCUUUCUCAGUAGCAUUUUUCUGUUGUAAAUUGUACUUCUAACCUAAAUUUUCAGAGCCUGUUUAAGUAUAUGAAUCCUAAUUUUUGUGAUGAGUCAUGUGUAAAGUGUCCCUAAUCAGGAGUUCCUAAUUUUUUCUAAAAUAAAUAGCCACCUCCCAUUCUUGAAUGUGUGAUCUCACUUUCUCUUGAUUUAAUGACUCCUCUUUAAUUUCCAUGUUUGAUUAGCAUUCAGCUUUAGAAUUAAAAACAGAGAGAAUUCCAGGCUGUAAAAUGUGUUGCUCAUGACCAUUCCCAUUUGUUAGUUGAUGUUUUGAUGUACUGAACACCACAAAAUACAAGUAGCUGUGGGUUUGCAUACUGGCUGUUGACACAGAGUAUGGAAUCUUAGUGCCAUGUGAGUAUAGGUAUUGGAUUUGAAUGUGUAGUGUGUUAUUAUUGAAGUACUGGUCAGUUGAUAGAAAUGUUGGUAGCCUUUGUUUUUUUUUUCUUUUUUUGGUGGCAUGAAUAAUACAAUUGUGUUGAUUGGCAAGAGGACUGUCAUAAAAAACCUGUAAAGAGCACUAUUUGUUUUGAUUAGGGGGAAAUUUAAUUCUCUAAUGUACUUUCUCUUUGUCCUAUUGUUUAUUCUGACCCAUAAAGAUGUAUUUGCAAUAUAACAAAAAUGAACAAUGUUUUACUUCAACCAAAUUGUUGCUGAUUAACUACUUGCUUUAGCACAUCAAAGUGAAGUAUCAAGCUGGUCUACAUGAUGUCAUUUUGUGCUUCAGACUGAAACAUAUUGAUUUGUUCUGGCCCUCACCACAACUGAAGAAUGGUAUGAAAAAUAUUACCAUUUACGGUGCAUAUUAUAAUUCUCUUUAAAAUAGGAAUUCGAAAUAAUAUUGCUCAUGAAUUUAUUCAGAGAUGCAUUGCUGCUCUCUUGAGCACAAACUUCAUUUGGUAGACCUGAAUUAAGUUGAUUCUGUUUAUAAGCUGUGGAUAACACGUGUGUGUCUGUUUUACUCCAGUUCGUAAUCACUGAAGAGCUAGAUUAAUUAAUGCAGUGGGAUCUUUGUUCCCCUCCUCCCCCCCCCCCUUUCCCAUUUUAUGUGUAUCACUGCUAGACAGAAAGAUAAAUUUUGUCUGAUUCAUCAUUCAGGCACUGUCUUUAAAACAUAUAUAGUGAACAGUAAGUUUGCAAAGAAUGGCAGUCCUCCAAUGUAGGAAAGACGUGUACAGUUCUCUGAAGCGUUAGUCAUUUAGAUUUCUGUGAUGCAAGUCUUGAAUCAGAUGGCACCAUGGUAUGUCUUAUAAAUUACUUAUUUGGUCUUAGAUAUUUAACAUUUCUCCAUUUUUGAGAAGUAGAUGGUACAGAAAUUCUAAAUCACAGAUAAACUGUUCAUCAGCAUCAUUGGUAAAUAUAUUCCAUUUUCUGUGUGAUACGAAUUCCUGAUUAAUUCCCUUGGCCUACUCUAGUUUCAGAAAAAAGUCUGAGUAAAAUUCUGAUUUAGAUAUAUUUAGAUGUAAAAUAAUCAGUAACAUUUGAGAGAAAAAAAGAGAAACAUAUAUACUUGCAGUUUUAUAUACAAUAUACAUAUAUAUAAUUUAUGUAAUGCUUUAUAAAUAUUAUAUAUUGAAAAGAAUAGUCUAUGAAGUACUGAAAUUAUGCCUCACUGUUUUUAGCUGCUUGUCUUUAACCUAUUACAUGUCCUGUUGACUGCUGUUGAGUAUGACAUAAUGAAAAUAAAUUGUUUUGUAAUUUGUGUAAUUUUGGUACUAAUAUGAACAUGUUUAACAUAAUUUUUGUUGUAGCUUUUGUUAGAAAAGCCCAGUUGUUCCUCAUGAUAGGAAGUUAUCUCUGGGAUAAUGUGAUCUGAGAGGAGAUUUUGUGAUUGUUCCUAUCUAUAGUAAUUUUAUUUAUCUUAAGCACUCUUUGAUGUUUGUAUAUUUUAGUAAAGACAGGAAAGAGAGAAAAUGGUAAGCUGGUUGUGGCAGUGUUUUAUCAGAGAAACAGUGGCUGGCAAUUAUGUACUAAGAGGAUAUGUGAUUUUUGACACUCUUUCUCAAAGUUGAAGUAGGACAAGAACAACAUUUGAAGUACUCCAUAAUUCAAAAUAAUUAUAUUUGUUGAUAUAUGUUUAGUUUGAUUAUGAUUGCAAAUAUAAUUUUGGAUAAUUUUUU
Molecule: messenger RNA, 3152 nt
Organism: Schistocerca cancellata (South American locust)
Lineage: Eukaryota; Metazoa; Arthropoda; Insecta; Orthoptera; Acrididae
Product: myotrophin
Exons: 4
Coding region: 116-469 (117 amino acids)
Biological process (GO): regulation of barbed-end actin filament capping
Cellular component (GO): cytoplasm; nucleus
Molecular function (GO): protein binding
Source: RefSeq, a predicted model, not a curated record